UGGAAGAAUGCCAUAACCUACAACCCAGCUGAAGAUGAAAAAUAAAUAUGUAUCUUUUAAAUUCUCUCUUUUUUCGAAGGGCUGUUUGUCAUGGUCUAAAAAGAGCAUAUAUCUACAGUAAGUUUCCUCAAUGUUCCAAUUUGUGUAAUAGUUCGAAGUCUAUUAAAAUAAUAAGUCGAGAAUAUGCUGCCGUUCAGUCUUUACUCCACAGAUCGGGAUUACAAGAUAUUUCGCAGCUUUCUAAACAUUUAAACGUAAGGGAGUUUCAUUCGUCUCCGAAAUAUGAUCAAACACCAAGCCAGAGUCCUCCAGGAAGCUCAGGGAGGCCUCCGGAGAAAGACGAUGAUAAGGAUAAGAUCCCUUCUUUGCUGGCAAAAGCCUUUCUAUGGAUGCUGACAGCCUAUAUGUUAAUUGCAAUAAUAUCUCUUAUGUUUCCUGGUACCAGUCAACCAGAGGUAGUGCGCUAUGUGUCCUGGAACGAAUUUCUAUACCAAAUGUUGGCAAAAGGAGAAGUGGAAAGAAUAAUAGUGAGACCAGACAUUGAAAUCGUUACAAUUGUACUCCACGAAGGUGCUGUAGUAAAAGGAAAGAGAGUUGAAAAUAGAACUUACCAUAUGAAUGUAGUAGACGUCAACAAAUUUGAAGAUAAACUGAGGGAAGCAGAAAGACGCUUAGGAAUUACCGAUGGUGUACCUGUCAUAUAUGAGAGAAACACUGACACAGCUGGCAAAUUAUUAAUUUCUUUGUUGAUUGUCGGUCUUUUGAUAUCGUUCUUGGCAAGAAGUAAAAGUAUUCGUCCUCCUAUCAGCAUGGAUUCAAUAACUCAGCUAGGCCGAGCCAAAUUCACACUGGUAGAUCCUCUAAAAGGCCCAGGAAAGGGGGUACACUUUUCGGAUGUUGCCGGGUUGAGGGAAGCUAAAUUAGAAGUCAUGGAGUUUGUGGAUUAUUUAAAGAGGCCUGAACACUACAAGAUGUUGGGAGCCAAGGUACCCAAGGGGGCUCUUUUACUAGGACCUCCUGGUUGUGGAAAGACAAUGUUGGCCAAAGCGGUUGCUACAGAGGCUAAUGUUCCAUUCUUGUCAAUGAAUGGAUCAGAGUUUAUCGAGAUGAUUGGAGGUCUCGGUGCAGCUAGAGUGAGAGACUUGUUCAAAGAAGCCCGAAAACGCUCUCCCUGCAUUAUUUACAUCGACGAAAUCGAUGCUGUAGGACGUAAGCGCAGUGGCAGAUUAGGAGCAGAAGGUAUUAGUGGCGAAAGCGAACAAACUCUCAAUCAAUUGCUGGUAGAAAUGGACGGAAUGGCCAGCAAGGAAAACGUGAUAAUGUUAGGUAGCACCAACAGACCGGAUAUCCUAGAUAAAGCUUUACUACGUCCAGGCAGAUUCGAUCGGCAUAUACUGAUCGAUUACCCCGAUCUUGUCGAGAGGAAGCAGAUAUUCGAACAGCAUCUUAAAGGAAUAGCUUUGGAGCAGACCCCCGAUACGUACUCCAAACGAUUGGCCUACUUGACGCCCGGAUUUAGUGGCGCCGAUAUCGCUAACGUUUGUAACGAAGCCGCUCUUCAUGCUGCUCGUUUGAAGAAGAAGAAAGUCGAAAAAGAAGAUCUGGAAUAUGCGGUGGAACGUUUGGUGGGUGGAACAGAGAAGCGUAACCAUGCUAUGUCGCCUCAAGAAAAGAGAGUGGUCGCUUACCACGAAUCCGGACAUGCUUUAGUCGGUUGGUUACUGGAACACACUGACGCUCUUCUGAAAGUAACAAUCGUCCCUAGAACAAGUUUAGCCCUAGGUUUCGCACAGUACAUCCCGAGAGAUCAAAAGCUGUACACCAAAGAAGAGUUAUUCGACAGAAUGUGUAUGAUACUUGGAGGUCGAGCCGCAGAAGCCGUAGUUUUUAAUAGAGUGACCACUGGGGCCCAGAACGACCUCGAAAAAGUCACAAAAAUGGCUUACGCACAAGUAAAAGAGUUCGGAAUGAAUGAACACAUCGGUCUAGUCAGUUUUCCCGACAAGGAAGAAAAAGACUUAGGACGGAGGCCUUACAGUAAAACCUUAACUAACCUCAUAGACGCCGAAUCGAGAACCUUGGUAGCUAGAGCGUAUCAGCACACUGAGGAGGUUUUGCGAAAGAACAGGAAAUUGUUGGAGGCUUUAGCUGAAGCUUUGUUGGUUAAAGAAACUUUAAAUUAUGACGAUGUUGAGAAGCUGCUUGGUCCUCCGCCGUUUGGUGCGAAAAAGUUAAUCGAGCCUGCGGAAUUUGAAGAAACUCUUAGAAAAGAUGCAGGUGAUUAUGCUACUCCAAAAUCCGAAAAUAAUUCGACUGUCACAUCUACGAAAUCUUAGUUUUUUUUAUAGUGUAAAUAAUAUAGUGUUUGACAAAAA
This is a messenger RNA of Diabrotica virgifera virgifera (western corn rootworm), 2375 nucleotides long. It is a transcript of the gene Spg7, whose product is annotated as paraplegin. Gene Ontology annotation, cellular component: membrane; m-AAA complex. The coding region runs from base 48 to 2336 and encodes 762 amino acids. Gene Ontology annotation, molecular function: zinc ion binding; metalloendopeptidase activity; ATP binding. The record is from RefSeq and is a predicted model, not a curated record. The transcript has 4 exons. Gene Ontology annotation, biological process: mitochondrial protein processing; protein-containing complex assembly. NCBI's taxonomy places the organism in Eukaryota, Metazoa, Arthropoda, Insecta, Coleoptera, Chrysomelidae.